AAAAUGAACAACUUCCUUUUAAAUCGGCUAUUUUCACGGACUGUUAGGUUUGCCAUUCAGAAAGAGGACACGUUUAAAGAUGACAGCCGCGUUAACCUUUCUUUGUGUUGUUUCUGCUUGGAGUGGGGUGCUGUCCGAUGUACAUGUAGGAGGAAUAGGCCUUCCCCAGACUGUUGGUACCGAGCUGGUGGUCGCUGACACUCGGCUGAAGUUUGUACAGAGUACUGUCACAGGCAGCUGUCGGUGUGGCGGGUCCUCGUGUCAAUGCUGCCAGACCAUCCGGGUCUUAAAGGAGAAAAAAGACGUGUGUAUCAAAGUACAAUAUUUGAAGAAAAACAUUGGAGUCUUGCUUACUCUAACUUGGGGAGGAAAGGUUGUUUACAGUAAAGAAGUGUCGGUCAGAAACCCGCCAGCGAUUUGCCUGAAAGUUCCUUUCCUGAAAAAAGUCGGCAAACUUUGCGUGCAGUUAUACAACAUGAAUGUCGGUAAAAGUGGUCUGUCUGGGUGCGCACGCAUAUCUCUCAAGGUUGCGUUCAUUAAGGUGGUAAAAGUUGAGCUGGGAUGCUUUAAAAUUCCGUUUGCCAAAGAUGAAAUAAUGGAUGUCACAGCUGGUUCCAAAAUGGGGGUGUUGCUACGUAACCGCGAAAGAGAUCUCGAGAUGAAACGUUUUGCCAUUUAUCUGAAGCAUUUGUUUCGAGCAGACCAAUGAACAUAUUCUUGUAUAUAGUCUGACCCAUGAAUAACUACAUGGACGAAAAGUGUAUAGUGUAGAAGUCUAAAAAUUACAGAUGCUUUAUUUGUAUAUGAAAUCAGUUUUCAAUAUUUGCAUUUCUAUAAAAUUUAUUCUUUAAACCCAUUCCUCGGCAAAAAAUGAUUUGAGUUAAUGUUUGUCUUUUAAAAAAAUUAAACUAAGGUCCAAAAGAUAUUGUCUUUUUUGAAACAUGCGACAAUUUUGGUUCAUUCAAACAAUGAUUACUUAUGUUCGACAAUCUCAAACCUAACAACUUUCAGCGUUCUGUUAUUGCUGACAUAAUAUUCACCUAGCAGGUUCUUAGAGGGGUUCAGUUUUGAUUUACUUUUUCUUUCAAUAAUCAAACUUCAAGGAAACCCCAUAAAUUUGAAGGCAGGUAAAGUACGUGUAUUGUUGAAACGAGUAAAAUAGCCUUUACAAUAAUUACUGUAAUAAAAGCAUUACUCCUUAUGAUUUGUCGCAGUAUGUCAAACACGUGUAUCAUUAAUAAAGUAAUUUUAUACAAGCCAUUUAAUUAGCCCAAACUUAGAAUAAUUAUUUACAUAUUUACAAGGGCAGUAGUUCAAACAAAUAUUUUCUGCCUUGUGUUGAAGGAUAAGUAUUAAGGUAGAUCCCUACUCAGACGCGUCAUCAAUUUAGCGGAUAUAAAAAGCUUUAAAAUUGAAAACGAUAUGUGUUCGGAUUUACCGUUUUUGGUUCUAAAUUUCAAUGUUUAAUUGAUAAUUUUGAAUUUGAUAGAAGCAGUCAAGUGUAAAUAAUGUCUACCAGUAUAUAAAUUAAGGCUUUAAUAUUAAAUGAGUCUAAUAGUUGGAAAUCGUGAAAGUUGGUACUGAGAUUUUAGAACUUUUGUGUUUAUAUAUCACUGGCGUCGGAAGCAAAUUGAAAGUAGGGGGGGGGGGGGGCUAGACUAAUCCUCAGAAAUAUUGAGGAAAAAAAAACAAUUCCCAAAACCAUGGAAAUCCUAAUCCGGUGGGGGGGGGGGGGGGGGGGGGGAGUACCUAUUCUUCCAAAAAAAAAAUCUUACCUACCGAAAUGUUUUUCCCCAAAUCAUGUAUGCCUAUGACUCCAACUUCUCAAUCUUUUAAGGUAAAUUUAGGAACAUGGUUAUGCCUAACUUUGCAAAAAAAGUAGGGGGGGGGGGGGGCAAGACCCCCUAGCCCCCCCCCCCCCCCCCCCGGUUCCGACGCCUAUUUAUGUGCAGAUGAAAGGCACUGUUUAUCCAUAAAAUUAAUUUGUACUCAAGACAUGUAGUUUUGAAAGAAGACUUUAAGUGUUUGUCAAAGCAACGAAAUGAAAUGCUGUUUUCUGAUAUAUUUUUAAAUUGUGUUUAUGACACUUUUAGCUGCAUUUGAUAAGGGGGUAUAUGUGUUCUAAGGGUCAUAGAAAAAAAAGAAGCAUGAGAAGUACUAUAUUUUUUUUUUGCUUUUUAGUUGCAGUAGACAUAAAUCUAAUAUUUUGAAGUUUAAAAAAGGGUGUUUAACCAUAAAAUUUUUAAGAUAAGUUAAAUAAUGUGCAAUUAUGUAAUAAUUUUGAAAUAGCAUUUUUGUAACAUUUCAUUAUAAAAUUUCAUUUUAAUGAAUUAAAUGAUGAUAAUCACACUUGUAAUUACUUUCUUACAUAUUUAAUGAUAAAUUAAAACUUUUGAAACUUU
This is a messenger RNA of Magallana angulata, 2402 nucleotides long. RefSeq lists its product as uncharacterized. The coding region runs from base 80 to 709 and encodes 209 amino acids. Lineage: Eukaryota; Metazoa; Mollusca; Bivalvia; Ostreida; Ostreidae. The record is from RefSeq and is a predicted model, not a curated record. The transcript is spliced from 4 exons.